Molecule: messenger RNA, 886 nt
Organism: Chiloscyllium plagiosum (whitespotted bambooshark)
Lineage: Eukaryota; Metazoa; Chordata; Chondrichthyes; Orectolobiformes; Hemiscylliidae
Product: anterior gradient protein 3
Cellular component (GO): endoplasmic reticulum
Source: RefSeq, a predicted model, not a curated record
UGACCAAUGGGGUGCCGAUGAUCGGGUAUAUAUUUGGGAACACAGCACCUCUCGAAUCACAGCUCAGUCUUAACAGCACUCAGCUCGGAUUCACUGUUACCUGUCACAGUAAUCGGAAUCCCUACCAGGAUGGCUCGACUUUCGCUGUUCUUGCUGGUAUUGCUGGUGGCUGUCUCAAGUUGUCUGGCCAGAGGGUCCCAGAAGACUUUGACCCCUCCCCAGAAGACUGCGAGCCCUCCACCUAAAAAGGAGAGUUCGGAUGAGAAGAAAUGCCCUCCCAGUUUAUCCAGAGGAUGGGGCGACGAUAUUGAUUGGAUUCAGACCUACGAGGAAGGACUGCACAAAACUAGGAAAACUAACAAACCUUUAAUGGUUAUCCAUCACUUGGAGGAUUGCCAAUACAGUCAAGCCUUAAAGAAGGCAUUUGCUGAGAAUGAGGAAAUCCAGAAAAUGGCAAAAGAAGACUUUAUUAUGCUCAAUCUUGUGUUUGAGACAAAUGACGACAAUUUGAGACCUGACCAGCAGUAUGUUCCAAGGAUAAUAUUUGUCGAUCCUUCCUUAACAGUGAGGGCAGAUAUCACAGGGAAAUACGAUAACCGUAAAUAUACCUAUGAGCCUCAAGACAUGGAAAUCUUGACUGCAAAUAUGAAGACUGCCCGAAAGCUUCUGAAAAUUGAUUUAUAGAAGCUUGAAGUCACCUAUCUAUUAUAAGCUUUAUUCAUUACAUUACUUCUGUUCAACACUUGUAACUAUAAUACAGUCAUUGUGUAGAGUCACUAUCCCAAUAUUGUAUUGAUCUUUGCAAAACAAGUGUAAAUAAUGUUCUCCCAAUAACGGCAUCUUGGCUUGUAAGCAAUGACAUUUUAAUAAAUGCUUUUGAUAUCAA